Molecule: messenger RNA, 2710 nt
Organism: Hyalella azteca
Lineage: Eukaryota; Metazoa; Arthropoda; Malacostraca; Amphipoda; Hyalellidae
Exons: 6
Coding region: 19-837 (272 amino acids)
Cellular component (GO): lysosomal membrane; late endosome
Source: RefSeq, a predicted model, not a curated record
AUUUGAAUAGCCUCCACCAUGCCAGAGCCUUACCGGCCACUCCCACCUUAUCAUAAUGAGCAUUUAGAUGAAAGUGGAGGCAGGCCAAGCAGCUAUGUGGUACAAAUCCCAUCUACCUCUGAGUGUCAUCAGACCUGUGGUGCGGACCGACACCACAUACCAAUACCUGUGUUGCCUGCUUUGCUGGCUCUUACUUUAGUGCAGAUAGGACUUCUAGUGGCAGUGUUCCUGGUUCCUGUCUUCUCUGAAACCCUACCAAUCUCCACCAAUGCUUUCUCUGUCUUACAGUACCUCUAUGUUGUGUGCUGGGCAAUUAUUUCAUUCCUCUCAUGGUGCAUUGUGAAUGAAUUCCAUCGUAUUUGGCUGCUUGGCUACCACCAAUUCCACCGGACCACAAAGCACCUGCAUGCUGCCUCAUUCUUCAUCUACACUGGAGGGUUGGUACUGUACACUGUGCUGGCCACGGCUGUGAGGGACUACUGCCCAGCCGGCGCCCUAGGUCCCUGCGGUGAACAUGUGCAUCUUGUGCCAGUCAACUACCAGCAGAUCAUUGUUGUUGCCCUCACACUCUGCUCGUUUAUAUUCAACAUCAAACUCAUGAACGAUGUUUACCGCUUCAAUCAACAAGAGCUCCCGCCCGACGUGCUCGUCGAUGAUCUCGGUGUGCGGCUGAGCCAAGCUAGCUCCUUCGCCGGUGCUGGAGACAGAGACGUGAUGUGCACCAUAUUGGACGCGCAAGGCUGCAUGAUCGAUUUCCUGCGAGACCAACUGACUCGUGUCAACCAGCAAGGCACGUUGCUUGCCCACGUCCUCGAGCAGCAGCACUCUGACCCAUAAUCCUUUAACUAUAUUCCUUAAUAACCUCAACUAUAGUCAUAAAAAUAUCAUGUUCUGUCUUUUAUAUCAGAUUUGUUUGAAUUUCGUCUAUAGUAAGGGAGAGUAACAUGACAAGAACAUUUUAUGACUUUAGAUGUCAAUCAAUUUUGACGAAGGUGACUUCUUCAAGUGGAAAGCAUCUCGGUCGAAAAAACUACCUCCAGGGAAUAUGCUAGUUCCCAUACUCUAUUAUUUUCACUAACUUGAUGUGCACGAUUGAUCUGCAAAGAUGGAUUGAAGAGUUUUUAAUUUAUUACGGAAAUCGUCGCUUUAUUUUGUAACACUAUACCAAUAAUAAAUUUCAAAAGUGUCUAUAUUAGCAUAAGAUUGAGCCGUGUCACAACUAUUUGAUCUGAUAUUUAGUAUAAUCAUAAGUUAUAUUCAUUGCACAUAACAAUUCAUUUCACUUUGCUAUUCAGACAAAUAGUUAUCAAAUUCCGAAACCCAAGUUGAAUGAAUAUCUUGAUGUAUCAGAUCCGCUGCUAUCCACUUGUCUACCUUUGUGUAUUGAACGGAUUUUAUCCCUUUUUCUUAAACGGUUUCACUCGCUCAAUACUAUAAUGCACUAUAGCUAUGAAAUGCACUAUAAAUAGUUUCCAGCUAACUGUUGUUGCUCGUAUGUUUUUCCCUAGUGCGGCGGUCUGAUUAGGCAAUGAAUUGUUUCUCUAUUCUAAUGCCGCUCAGAAACUGAUUUUGAUAAUUACUAUUAAAAUUAGGUAUAAUCAUGAUAAUUAAUCAUUGUUAGUCUCCUAGUGGAUGUCCAUCAGCGAUGGUUUUGGUAGCUCCAACCGGAUUGCUGUCAAUACGGAUUGAAGGAUCUGGCGCAGCUACUUUAGGGUGUUCACUGCACUGCUCACUAAGCGUCGUUCUUGCGAGAAUUGAUAUUCCUCCUCGUGAAAAUAUUUAUAUAAAUGUCAAAAAAUGUAUCGGGACAAAACUAAAGAGCACCUUUAAUUUGAGAUUUUUAAGUAUGCAACCGAUUACAAUUGGUUCGAAUAUUUUCUUCCUAGUCUCUUAUUGCCUGCAUUUCAUUCAUUAUAUAUAUUCCCUGGAUACGUAAGUUCUCUAGGUACAUAAAAGGUGCUAUUAUUGACGCUUACUGUUGUAUGGUCGAGCUUGUAUUCAUGUUUAUCCCAGGAAAUCUGUCGAUCUGAAUGCUUUCUUUGUCUUAAUAUAUUGCGAUACAAAUUACUUGGACUCUCCGUAAUUGUUAGGUACUUUGUUGCCGUGCCAUGUUUGGGACUGAAAUGCUCAUGAAAACUGACUUUUUCCAAUCUAUUCAAUUUUUGCCAUGAUUAUUAUUAUGCAGUGAAAUAUGCAUUGCGCCUUUAAUUUUCUUAGCAUUUGUUAUAAUUUAAUAGUUUGAAUAAAAUUUCACAAUUUUUAUUUAUGCCUUGCAGUGCUAUACGACUUUGUAUUUUUUUUAUUAACGUAUAUUUAUGCACUGAAUUUCUAUGCAGUUUACCGCUCUGGGGACAAUCAGUUUUUCCUUUGUUCUAAGUGACAUUAGUCGGGUCAGUCUUCUCUUGGCUUUCUGUGUGAUGUUAUGGAAUAAAAAAUGUAUUUUUUAAUUCCUAUAAUUGUUAAUAUUUCGAUUCACUGACUGCAAUACCAUGAAGGACAGAAAAUCUUAUUGGAAAUAGAAUAAAUUCUGUAUGACGCUCUAAGAAAAAGCUUCUUGGGAUCGCGGAAGGUAUGUAGGUACUAAAUUCCCGAAUGUUUAUACACGCCCCAUGGCUAUUAGUAACCGAUCUUAAUGUAGGUAUUACUCCAGAGCGGUGUGUAUCUGUGGUGCUCCUGUUAUUGAAGAGAUUAAUUAUCAGGCAUUUAUUAA